AUGAUUCAAAGGUUCUAUAAACUAUGGAGUUACAGAAAUGGUGACUUCCAUAAGGCUAUCAAGAAGGCCUUCCACAAGUCGGAGUCCAAGAAGGAGUUCAGCGUCGUGACCAACCUGUCCACCAUGGCGGUGUGCGCCACGUCGCCGCUGCUGCCCACCGCCGUGUCCUCGCAGGACCUCAAGCCCCACCAGGUGGUCGUGCCGCACGUCCAGGUCACGGAGGUCAAGGUGCCGGACUGCUACGAAGACCCCGAGGACGCCCUUAGCAGACUGCCGCCGUCGCCGCCGCCUCCGCUGCCUGCAGAGGAAGCCGCAUCCUCCACCAAGUCCUCCAAGAAAUCCUCCAAGUCAGCCUCCGCCUCCGGGUCGUCCUCCUCCACCAGCGCGAAAAGCCCCACCUCGCCCUCGGCGGCGACUCCUGCCCCAAGCUCCUCGGCGGCGGAGGGGGCGGCGCCGCCCGAGGAAGCCGCGAAGGAGGCGCCGACGGACAGCAAGACCAAUGGCACGGCGAAGACGAUCGUGUCUUCGAGUAAACUCCCUUUCUCGAGUACCAAAAAGAGAAAGUAAAAUGUUUUCUUUUCUACUCUCAACACUAGUUUAGUCAGGGAUUCAGAAGAAUAUUCUCAUGGGCUGCCUCGCCAGGGCCCGCCCCGCUGCCUCCCAGCGGCGGCCAGCAGAGCGGACGUCGCGCCGCUCCCCGGAUUUCCUACCGCGACCCGACACUUUCUCGUGAUAAUAUGACAGGAAGAGAAGUGCCAGCAGCCCCCCCCCCCCUAUGUCGUGCAUGCGACUUACGACUCGGACGAAGGGACAGCCUCAUCCCUGAUAUCCUCAUAGGACAUGAUAUAUAUAUAUACACACUUUAACUUAAGUUCGUUCUUCUCUAUAGUGGUGUUUAUACAAUCUUUUUUCCUUGUUAUUUUUGGACUUGCCUCAUCGGAGUUUAUGUCGUUAUGUCUAAGUCUCUUUGGCAUGAGUUUUGGAUAUUAUUGUAUUUUCCAUAAUAUAUAUAUCCCUUGAGAUAAAUAAUAUUUAUGAUAUACCGACUAUACAUUAUGUAUGUAUGAAAAAGUAAGGAUGCCUCCUUUUAAAACAGUUGAAUCUGUAAUGUCACGCAUUUCCAACGUCUAUAAUAAGGGAAUUCUAUGUAAAAAAAAAUAUUUUUUGGAAAUAUUAACUGCAUAAAGAACGUCGACAUUAUGCGAACCAACACAAUGGUCACCAAACGUUUAUUUAGAUUAUAAUAGUCAGCGCGUUACUGUGCCUGGCCGUUUUCUCUGGAAGGUUUGGGACUUACCCAUUUUCUCAAAUAAGCUUCUCCAUUUUCUAAUUCCGAGCUAAAACUCCUCGUCAUGUCGAAGUUAUUUACCGGUUCACGACCAGGCGUAUUCUACUAACUUCGUAUCUCAGCCUCGUUGUAAAUAGGAAUGAAGACCGUUAUAUGUUUGUCAGAAUAUAUUUAACUCCGCAUAGCUAUAUAUCUAUAGGUUAUAAAACAUGUGACCAAAUACAUCCGACUGGUUGAUGCUCUAGUCCACGCGGUACUAACUCUCAUUUCCUUUAUUAACUUUCUGGAUAUUUUAUAUGUAUACAGAUAUAUAUAUAUAUUUACUCUUAAGAAUGUGAAUAUAAUAGAAGCAAUACCGUGUCUUCAAGAAAGGUUUUAAAAAGUGAAAGAAAUUCUCCCUCAAAUCCUUUUGGUCAGCGCAUGGUCAGUCAGUUCUGUUUUGUUUUUCUUUUUCCUUUCCUUUCUUUAAGGAUAUAAAAAUAAUCUACUUAUUUUCUAUUUGGUCGUUGUUUUUCUCUCUCUUUCCUUUUAGUAUUGCUUGUUUAGAGCCUUUUGUUUGUAAUCGGGAUCUGCACAUUUUACCGAAACUGAAAUUUAGACUGAAAAUAUCGAAUUUUGCGCAUCGUAUCCCCCAAACACGACGUAUACUUGUUAUGAACCCUCUCCCUACACGGCCAAACACACGGCUGAUUCGAAACCCCAAUCCUUAGACAACUUCACGCGUGUAUAUCUCCCCAACAUUAAACAAUACUUGACUCCUAAGGUUUGUGGCUUGUUACUUCACUCUUCGGAAAGCAGAGGACUCACUUCGAAUUGGUUGUUUGGGCAGAGGAAGCCAUUGUGUUCUGCUAUUGACAGUUUGUACAGUUUGUGGUAAUGAAUAUGGUAUUUAGUGUAUGCUGCGUUGGCAAAGCUUGUGUGAUAAAAAAAGGAUGUAAUUUGUGAAAGAAAAAGAGAAAUGUUUAAGUGAGACACAAAGAAUUUACAAAAGAGAUCCUUGUUUCUGAAGAAUACUCUAGAAAUCACUAAUACGAACCAUAUACUUAGAAAAAAGUGUUCUGGAAAAAAAACCCGAAGUGAUAUUACCUACAAGUAGCGAGUCACACUGUUAUCACUUCACUCACCUCACCUUUGGCCUUAUAUACGGCGCAGACAUGAAAUUUCUUCAUCGGAAAAUAUAUUUCAUCGAUGAAAAGGAAA
This is a messenger RNA of Penaeus vannamei (Pacific white shrimp), 2488 nucleotides long. NCBI's taxonomy places the organism in Eukaryota, Metazoa, Arthropoda, Malacostraca, Decapoda, Penaeidae. The record is from RefSeq and is a predicted model, not a curated record.